Messenger RNA from Oncorhynchus keta (chum salmon), 2428 nucleotides. RefSeq lists its product as uncharacterized. Lineage: Eukaryota; Metazoa; Chordata; Actinopteri; Salmoniformes; Salmonidae. Bases 169 to 1296 code for a protein of 375 amino acids. The record is from RefSeq and is a predicted model, not a curated record. The transcript is spliced from 6 exons.
GCUGUCGGUAAAGAAGGAGGCGUAAACCAACGCGUCAUUACAUGUCCUGAACCAGGUUUUUGUUGAAGAGGUCAUUUUUGGGUAGGAUAUCUCACCUAGUCAACACGUCGAAAUCAACACAUUUAUCGGGAAGGGAACAGCAAGACAGUUAGUGAAAAAAUUUCUAUCAUGGAGGUUGCAGAAAAGAAGAUGCCCAAACAGGCACAGCUGCUCUCUCUUGGCCGCAAGGACACCAGUCACCUCUUGGAAGUUUAUGUGAAGCGCAGCAUCAGUUUAAGUGACGGGACAUGUGAGGACCAGAGGUCACCAACAAAGCCUCGGAAGUGGGUGACACUGUCAGAGAAACGCAGAAGAGUCCACCGGCAUUCUAUUGACUCCUUGGUCACCUUAGGGCCCAGCAAACUUGACGAUGGCGAUGCCACCAGCACACCACCCGACGAGGGCUUUGUUAUACCAAAUGUGGCUCCUGUAGAAAUCCCAGGACCUGCUGAUAUUCCUGAGAUUGAUGCGUCUACUGAACUGGAGAAUAAGUCUAAAGAGGGAAAGAAGAGGACCAAAAGGCCCUCUCUCUGGAAAAGUUUUCUGGGUUUCUUCUCGAAGAAGGGGAGUGACCAGAAAGAUGAGCACGAGUCUGGUACAGAGACUGGUGGACAGUCGCAAGGAAACAAAUCCAUAAAAAAGCAAUGGCGCUCCAUGAGGAGACCUCUGAGAAAAAUAAAGAGUGACAGCUUCAGAGGGUCUGUGAGGAGAUCAUCGGCUCGGAACAGGGCCAACACUACAGAAAUAACUGGAGUUGAAUCGGUUGUGAGUGUGGUGCUCACAGACUCAUACUAUGAGAAAGUGUCAGAAGAGCUGGAGAAGAUUGUGUCUGAGGAGAAAGAGACAGACACAGCUUCUACAGAUGAGGACGUCAUCAAAAGGAUCAUUGUUCUGAUGAAGCAGCAAGGAGACGUCAUUGAUAACAAGCUGAAGGAGAACCCCAGCCUGAGCGCAUUCUUCCAGAAGCUGUCCUACAGUACCUUCCAGCAGUUGGCUGAUACGUACGUGGAGACAGAGACCCCUACAGGCCAGAGCCGCCAGACACCACACACUGUUGGGCCCGGGCCCGUCAACGCCCCGGAGCUGGUCAAGCUGGCCUUCACUCUGGACUUCACAGCCAGGGUGGCCUGUCUCUCCAGACAAUCCACAGGACACAUCAUGGGCCUGGGCAACCGCUACUUAGAGGCCCGCUUCACCCAGACACCAGAGGUUAAUCCAGAUCAGACGAUGCAUCACCAGGAUGGUCCUAAUCGUUGAUGCACCACCACAUGCAAAUGAGACCAACUAGUGCAGGGGAAACAUACUCAGUACUGUAAUAACACAUCAAGUGUUCCUUGGGAAAUAAAUAAAACCCAGAGGCAGGUCACCUCGGGAACACCACUUAUGGUAGUCCUUGUACCAGUAAAUUUCCACUAGGUCAUCUAAAUAACUACCAUGUGUACAGGUUAGUAAGUAAAAUAUAUCCACUUCUUACCACUUGUGGUGCAGUCUGCAUUUACUUAUCUGAAUUAGUGAUAGUAAGUACUAUGUAGCCUACUGUAACUGCAUGUACAGGUACAUUGGUUAUUUCCCCACAGCAGGGUAUCUUAAUCCUGGUUCUGUGAACUCAAAAGGGUGCACAUUUUUUGUUUUGCCCUAGCAAUACACACCUGAUUCUACUAAUCAAAGGUUUGAUGAUGAGUUGAUUAGUGACAUGAUGUGUGCAGUGCUAGGGUAAAAACUCAAAUGUGCACCCCUUUUGAGUCCUCAGAACCAGGACUAAGAAACACGUCCCUACAGUAACCCUAGAGUAAUGCAUUGUUUCUGGGGAUUCUACUCAUGACACGUGACAAAAUAAGAAAACCAAGCUAUUGAUCCAAACUAUUUAUGUAGCAAUAUUUCCACAUGGUAGAAAUAUAUUUUCUCUAAUACUGUGGUCCUGUGUGGCUCAGUUGUUAGUGCAUGAUGCUUGUAACACCAAGUGUCAGUUUCCACUGGAGACACCCAUAUAUGAAAUGUAAACACGCAUGACUGUAAGUCACUUUGGAUAAAAGACUCUGCUAAAUGGUAUAUAUUAUUUCUGCAAUAUCAAUGUUUUACAGAUUUUUUAGAAUGCACUUUACAAAACUUUAUCUGGCUAUGUAAUAAUGCAAUGCAAUGUCCUGCACUUUACACAGUGCACUUGUAUUAGUGCAAUUACAUGAAAACCGCAGCAUACUUCUGUUAACUUUUUUUAUGAACUAUUAUUGUUAUUGGCAGUGCAAUCUUUAGUUUCAUCAUUGUUUACCUGUUUUGCUUUUCAGUCUAAGGAUGAACAACUGCUGAUGAACAAUAUGACAUUUAUAUAGAUGUGUAUGCUGGCAUUCACACUAUUUGUUACAUGAAUAAAUUAUGUUUUUGUUAAAAAGCA